Messenger RNA from Alternaria arborescens, 744 nucleotides. RefSeq lists its product as hypothetical. The transcript has 2 exons. The coding region runs from base 1 to 744 and encodes 247 amino acids. Lineage: Eukaryota; Fungi; Ascomycota; Dothideomycetes; Pleosporales; Pleosporaceae. The record is from RefSeq and is a predicted model, not a curated record.
AUGGCCUUCAAACCAGCACUCGUCAUCGUCGACGUGCAGGAAGACUUCUGCCCACCAAACGGGGCACUGGCAGUGACAGGUGGACGCGACAUCGUACCCACAAUCAACGAGUUCCUUACGUAUCCGUUUGUUCUCAAAGUUGCGACCAAAGACUUCCAUCCCCAAGAUCACAUCUCGUUCGCAUCGAAUCACUCCGCGCCGAACAACAAACCCUUCGAAUCGACGUUCGUCAUCAAAAACCCAGAGAACCCAGACGAAACGCAAGAAACACGACUAUGGCCCGACCAUUGUGUGCAGGGAACAAAAGGCUCUGAGCUGCUGCCCGAGCUCCACGUCAGUAAAGUGGACCAUGUAGUCGAGAAGGGCCAGGACAAGCGCGUGGAGAUGUACUCUGCAUUUGCGGAUCCGUUCAAGAGUCAUGUGGCCAAGAGCAAUCUCGCAGACACACUGCGCAAGGCUGGAAUCACCGACGUCUACGUAGUAGGCCUUGCAGCCGACUACUGCGUGAAGUUCACUGCGAUUGAUGCACAGAAGGAGGGCUUCCAAACGUGGGUGGUGGGCGACGCGACGAAGGCGGUGGAUCCGUCAGCGAUGGAACAGGUUCACAAGGAAUACGAGAAGACCGGAGUCACGGUCAUAGGUAAGAACGACGCGCAAAUGCGGAAGGUCAAGGAGCAAGCGCAGCGGACGCAGGACCAGGACGCGAAAGACGCAGGGAAGGCUGGCGAGAGCGUGUUGGACUAG